This is a messenger RNA of Gorilla gorilla gorilla (western lowland gorilla), 8288 nucleotides long. RefSeq names its product KIAA1549 like. NCBI's taxonomy places the organism in Eukaryota, Metazoa, Chordata, Mammalia, Primates, Hominidae. The record is from RefSeq and is a predicted model, not a curated record. Bases 48 to 6503 code for a protein of 2151 amino acids. The transcript has 21 exons.
GGCGCGGUGCAGAGCGAGGCAGCGGCCUGGAUGUGUGAAGCGUCCCCAUGGCUCCGCAGGAGGCCAAGCCUCAGGGCUCAAGGGAAGCUGGGCCCGCGACGCGGGGGCGCGGGGGCCGGCCCGUGGCGCGUGGGCUUGGUCAGGCUGGCUGGGGAGCCGCGCGCUGCACGGGCGUGAGGGGCCCUGGGGCCGGCGCGUCCCACGAUGCGCCCCCGCGGCCACCGACGCUGCUGCUGGGACUCCUGCUGCUGGCGGCCCUCCUGGAGCACGGCCAGGCCGACCCGGGAACAGACAAUCUACAGAUGAAUGUCACCCGGACUCCAGAGUCAUUUCCUCCCGGGAAAUUGUUACCAAUUUCACCAACAUGGCCUUUCACAGAAGUCAAGUCUUCCUCAGCAGCAGACAGAAUCAAGACUGUGCUGGGACAGUCCUCUGACAACACAAGCUUGCCACAGUCAGCCCGAACCCCUGCGUCCAAGACACACCACAGAACUAGGGCUCACGCAGACUUCUCUUCUUCCCUUUACCAAGGAAGCGAACAUAGCGCCUCCCUCGAACCUUCCAAGGAUUCUACCGAGUCCCUGGUCCAACCGGGGCCUAAAGGGGGACAAGAAGCAGCCGAUGUGUCAGGUUUGCCUCUCACCAGCAUGCUCCCCUCGUUGUCCACAGUCCCAUCAGGGACAUCCUUCAGUGCUGUCCCCCCAUCCCAGCCAGUAUGGGCAGGGACUUCCUCCAUUUCAAAGCAUCCCCCAAGGUCAGACAUUCCCCCACUCCUCCCUCCACCUCCAUCCUCUUCAUUGGCUCCUGACUCACCUCAUUCCAUCAUCUCUGAGCCAGCAGAGCAAUCCCCCAAAGUGCUGUUAGUUCCCCAAACAGCUCCAGCCGACCCCUCUUCAGGUCAGAACAUAGCUAAUCCCCUAAUCCCAUUUUCUGAUGAAAUGGACCACACUCCAUCCCAAAAUGCCCAGGAUCUCUUAGGCAUCCCUCAUCUAGGUGUUUCUGGAUCCUCAACAAAAUGGCAUUCCGAGCUGUCCCCAACAGAGGGUCCCCAUUCAGCCGGCUCAUCCACACCUGGGUUUUUGAGCCCCAUGGCAGAACUGUCCCAUCCGUCUCCCUCUCCCCCAGCACUUGGAAGUCUUCUUCAGCUUCCAGAUGGAAGCCCCUCAUGGUCAAUGUUGGAAGUGGCUUCAGGUCCUGCAUCCACCCAGCAGAUGAAAGCUGGGGUGCCUGGAAGAGUGCACAAUGGGGUGUCUUUGCCAACUUUUAAGAAUACAGAAACAGCGACCCAUGAGGCUGAGCCUCCACUUUUCCAGACUGCAGAAUCAGGGGCCAUAGAAAUGACCAGCAGAAAGCUAGCCUCUGCCACUGCAAAUGACUCUGCUAACCCGCUGCAUUUGUCAGCAGCUCCAGAGAAUUCCAGAGGGCCCGCCCUUUCGGCAGAACACACCUCUUCUUUGGUGCCUUCUCUGCAUAUCACCACACUGGGUCAAAAGCAAGCCAUCCUUUCUGGGGCGGUUCCCGCAUCACCAUCAACUGGGACAGCCGACUUUCCCUCCAUACUUACUUUCCUCCAGCCCACAGAGAAUCAUGCCUCCCCAUCUCCUGUGCCAGAAAUGCCCACUCUUCCAGCAGAGGGCAGUGAUGGGUCCCCUCCUGCAACUAGAGACUUGCUCCUCUCAAGCAAAGUUCCUAAUCUUUCCACAUCUUGGACAUUUCCCCGGUGGAAAAAGGACAGUGUGACAGCCAUUUUAGGGAAAAAUGAAGAGGCAAAUGUGACGAUUCCUCUCCAGGCCUUUCCAAGGAAAGAGGUUUUGAGUCUUCACACUGUAAAUGGAUUUGUCUCUGAUUUCAGCACAGGUAGUGUCUCAUCUCCCAUCAUUACAGCACCAAGGAUGAAUCCCCUUCCUUCAGGAUCACCUCUACCUUCCAUACUCUCCAUACAAGCCACCCAGACUGUUUUCCCAUCUCUUGGCUUUUCCAGCACCAGGCCAGAGGCUUAUGCAGCUGCUGUGGACCAUUCUGGGUUGCCAGCUUCAGCUUCCAAACAGGUGAGAGCAUCGCCCUCCUCCAUGGAUGUAUAUGAUUCCUCAACAAUAGGAGACAUGAAAAAGCCAGCAACCACAGAUGUUUUCUGGAGUUCUCUUUCAGCAGAAACUGGAUCUCUUUCCACAGAAUCAAUAAUAUCUGGCUUGCAGCAGCAAACAAAUUAUGAUUUAAAUGGACACACAAUUAGCACCACAAGUUGGGAAACUCAUUUAGCUCCAACAGCUCCUCCCAAUGGUUUAACUUCAGCUGCCGAUGCCAUAAAAUCUCAGGAUUUCAAAGAUACUGCUGGGCAUUCAGUGACUGCAGAAGGGUUUAGCAUUCAGGAUCUAGUCCUCGGUACAAGCAUUGAGCAGCCUGUGCAACAGUCAGACAUGACCAUGGUUGGAAGCCAUAUAGACCUCUGGCCCACAAGCAAUAACAACCAUUCCAGAGACUUCCAAACAGCUGAAGUUGCAUAUUACUCACCCACAACUCAACAUUCCGUGUCUCAUCCUCAGCUACAGGUGCCCAACCAGCCAGCACAUCCUCUUUUGCUAACCUCACCAGGACCAACUUCUACAGGUAGCUUGCAGGAAAUGCUUUCAGAUGGAACAGAUACAGGUUCUGAAAUUUCCAGUGACAUCAAUUCAUCACCUGAGAGAAAUGCUUCCACACCAUUCCAGAACAUCUUGAGAUAUCACUCUGCUGCUGAAUCUUCUAUAUCGACCAGUGUCUUUCCCAGGACCUCCUCCAGAGUGCUGCGGGCUUCUCAGCACCCCAAGAAAUGGACAGGUGCAGCCACUAAUGCAGCGGACACAGUAUCAUCUAAGGUAGAGCCAACAGCAGCAGCUGCCGUCACAUUGUUUCUGAGGAAAUCAAGUCCACCUGCACUGUCUGCAGCCCUGGUUGCUAAGGGCACCAGCAGCAGCCCUUUGGCCGUGGCCUCAGGACCAGCUAAGAGCAGUUUGAUGACUACUCUUGCUAAAAAUGUCACAAACAAGGCCGCAUCUGGCCCAAAGAGGACACCAGGGGCAGUCCAUACAGCCUUCCCAUUCACACCAACCUACAUGUAUGCAAGAACAGGACAUACCACGAGCACACAUACAGCCAUGCAAGGAAACAUGGGCACUGCCUCUGGCCUGUUGUCUACAACUUACCUCCCCAGGAAACCACAAGCCAUGCACACCGGCCUCCCAAACCCCACCAACCCGGAGAUGCCCAGAGCAUCCACGCCACGCCCACUGACAGUCACGGCCGCGCUGACAUCCAUUACAGCCUCAGUGAAGGCCACCCGGUUGCCACCAUUGCGAGCAGAAAACACAGAUGCUGUCCUUCCUGCUGCAUCGGCUGCAGUGGUCACGACUGGCAAAAUGGCAUCCAACCUGGAGUGUCAGAUGUCCAGUAAGCUCCUGGUGAAGACAGUUCUCUUUCUCACCCAAAGGAGAGUGCAGAUCAGUGAAUCCUUGAAGUUCAGUAUCGCCAAAGGGCUCACACAGGCAUUGCGGAAGGCUUUCCACCAGAACGAUGUCUCAGCUCACGUGGACAUUCUGGAAUAUUCUCAUAAUGUCACAGUUGGUUAUUAUGCUACCAAAGGGAGGUUGGUGUAUUUGCCUGCUGUGGUGAUCGAAAUGCUGGGUGUGUAUGGAGUCAGCAAUGUCACUGCAGACCUGAAGCAACACACCCCACACUUACAGUCUGUGGCAGUACUUGCCUCCCCAUGGAAUCCCCAGCCUGCAGGCUACUUCCAGCUAAAAACAGUGCUGCAGUUUGUGAGCCAAGCGGACAACAUACAGUCCUGCAAGUUUGCUCAGACAAUGGAACAGAGGCUGCAGAAGGCAUUCCAGGAUGCCGAGAGGAAAGUCCUGAAUACCAAAAGCAACUUGACAAUUCAGAUUGUGAGCACGUCCAAUGCCUCCCAGGCAGUCACCUUGGUGUACGUCGUGGGCAAUCAGAGCACAUUCCUCAACGGCACCGUCGCCAGCAGCCUCCUCAGCCAGCUCUCAGCUGAGCUGGUGGGAUUCUACCUCACCUAUCCGCCGCUAACCAUUGCUGAACCACUGGAAUAUCCCAACCUUGACAUAUCAGAAACAACCAGAGACUAUUGGGUAAUUACAGUGCUGCAGGGUGUGGACAAUUCGCUGGUGGGCCUGCACAACCAGAGCUUUGCCCGGGUCAUGGAGCAGCGCCUGGCCCAGCUAUUCAUGAUGUCCCAGCAACAAGGCCGGCGGUUUAAACGGGCCACCACCCUGGGAAGCUACACUGUGCAGAUGGUGAAGAUGCAGCGUGUCCCAGGCCCGAAGGACCCAGCGGAGCUGACUUACUAUACCCUGUACAACGGGAAGCCUUUGUUGGGGACCGCAGCUGCCAAGAUCCUGAGCACCAUUGAUUCCCAAAGGAUGGCCUUGACCCUGCAUCACGUUGUCCUUCUGCAAGCUGACCCCGUGGUGAAGAACCCGCCCAAUAACCUGUGGAUCAUCGCCGCGGUGCUGGCGCCAAUUGCCGUGGUCACGGUCAUCAUCAUCAUCAUCACUGCCGUGCUCUGCAGGAAGAACAAGAACGACUUCAAGCCUGACACCAUGAUAAACCUGCCGCAGAGAGCAAAGCCUGUGCAAGGCUUUGAUUAUGCCAAGCAACACCUGGGCCAGCAAGGGGCAGAUGAGGAGGUCAUCCCUGUGACUCAGGAGACGGUGGUUCUCCCGCUGCCCAUUAGAGAUGCUCCUCAGGAAAGAGACGUCGCUCAGGAUGGAAGCACCAUCAAGACCGCCAAAUCCACUGAAACCAGGAAGAGCAGGUCGCCCAGUGAGAAUGGCUCUGUCAUCAGCAACGAAUCAGGGAAGCCCAGCUCAGGGAGACGCUCACCCCAGAAUGUAAUGGCACAGCAGAAAGUGACAAAGGAGGAGGCAAGGAAGAGAAAUGUGCCAGCAAGUGAUGAAGAGGAGGGAGCGGUUCUAUUUGACAACUCCAGCAAGGUGGCCGCUGAACCCUUUGACACAUCUUCUGGGUCUGUGCAGCUCAUUGCCAUAAAACCCACAGCCCUCCCCAUGGUGCCCCCCACCUCGGACAGGAGCCAGGAGUCAUCGGCCGUCCUCAACGGCGAGGUGAACAAAGCCCUGAAGCAGAAGUCAGACAUCGAGCACUAUCGGAACAAGCUGCGCCUCAAAGCCAAGAGGAAGGGAUAUUACGACUUCCCUGCAGUGGAGACGAGCAAGGGUCUGACCGAAAGAAAAAAGAUGUAUGAAAAAGCCCCGAAGGAAAUGGAGCAUGUUUUGGAUCCAGAUUCAGAACUCUGUGCUCCAUUCACCGAGUCUAAAAACAGGCAACAGAUGAAGAACUCUGUCUACCGAAGCCGGCAGUCUCUGAACAGCCCGAGUCCAGGGGAAACCGAGAUGGACCUUCUGGUGACUCGGGAGCGACCCCGGCGUGGAAUCCGCAACAGCGGAUACGAUACUGAGCCUGAAAUCAUAGAGGAAACCAACAUUGACAGAGUUCAUGAGCCCCGGGGCUAUUCCAGGUCUCGACAGGUGAAAGGCCAUUCGGAGACCUCCACACUGAGCUCCCAGCCAUCCAUCGACGAGGUCAGGCAGCAAAUGCACAUGCUGCUGGAGGAGGCCUUCAGCCUGGCAUCCGCGGGCCACGCAGGCCAGAGCCGGCACCAAGAAGCCUACGGCUCAGCCCAGCACCUGCCCUAUUCGGAGGUGGUGACCAGCGCUCCAGGGACCAUGACGCGGCCCAGGGCUGGGGUGCAGUGGGUGCCGACCUACCGCCCAGAAAUGUAUCAGUACAGUCUGCCCCGGCCGGCUUACAGGUUUUCCCAGCUUCCUGAGAUGGUCAUGGGCUCACCGCCUCCACCCGUACCUCCCCGGACUGGUCCUGUGGCUGUCGCUUCUCUCAGGCGAUCCACCUCAGACAUCGGCAGCAAGACCAGAAUGGCCGAGUCUACAGGGCCCGAGCCGGCCCAGCUGCAUGACAGCGCCUCCUUCACGCAGAUGUCCAGAGGCCCCGUGUCCGUGACGCAGUUGGAUCAGUCGGCUUUAAAUUACUCAGGUAAUACGGUGCCAGCAGUGUUCGCCAUCCCAGCUGCCAACAGACCUGGCUUCACCGGCUACUUCAUCCCAACGCCUCCCUCAUCCUAUAGGAACCAGGCCUGGAUGUCCUAUGCAGGAGAGAAUGAGCUCCCGAGCCAGUGGGCAGAUUCGGUGCCCCUCCCAGGGUACAUUGAGGCCUACCCCCGAUCCCGGUACCCACAGAGCUCUCCCUCCAGGCUUCCUCGCCAGUACAGCCAGCCAGCCAACCUGCACCCCAGCCUGGAGCAGGCCCCGGCGCCCUCCACAGCGGCCUCGCAGCAGAGCCUGGCAGAAAACGACCCAUCUGACGCUCCCCUGACCAACAUCUCCACUGCGGCCCUUGUGAAGGCCAUCCGGGAGGAGGUGGCCAAGCUGGCCAAAAAACAGACAGACAUGUUUGAGUUCCAGGUCUAACGCCUAGCCCCGUGGGACUCUGGACUUCCGAACUCUGAGGACACAGCCUUUGGGUUUCCCAUGCCUACGUGUUAGGACUUGAGACAUAGCAAUGGGUGAGUCUUUCUCACCCUCCAUUUCUGAAAAGGUGAACUAUGGGGCUUCUGGGAACAGGAAACUCUUGGACAACUAGAUUCUUGGCUCAUCCAACUGAUUGUGGGUCAAGUCCCUGGCUUGGGGCCUUAUGUUUGAUACUCUCUCAUGUCAAAUGUUUGAACUGUGGGCAUAUUCCCUAUGGAAGCUUAGUCACAAGAGGCACUAGCUAAUCUACAGAUUCCUAUCCAAUGCCACAUUUUAAUGGAUCACCGGAAGCGGGAGAAUGUAGCUCUUAUCUUCGGUGACCUCUGCAUGUUAACUCUGUUUCUGUGUUAAAGGCAGUGCAGGAGUGUGGAUUAAGCACCAGACUGUAUUGUCAUUCAACCAUGACCGUGCGCAUUAAAAUCAGUUUGUAAGGGAGACACUGACUCCAGCCAAGAAACCUGAGCCCGUUUUUUUUAGGUUCAUAUUCAAAGUCAAAUGAACUGGAUGAAAGUCAGUACCAAUGGCUGUGCCUAUAAAUAGACCUGAUUCUUUGUUUCCCUCGUCAAUUAAACAAAGGCCAAGAAAGAGAGAAGAUGAUGAGAGGGAAUGGUGGAUUUGCGUUGACAGAUUUUUUAAAAGGUGUUGCCAUUUUGGAAAUAAAAGUCCCCUACAAGUUAGGAUCUAACUGAAAGAGAAUCGGUGCUAAGAGCUUUUAGGAUCCUACAAAAGAAAUACAGUUAUUUGUGAAGGUUUUUCUUUGCCUUGUUUUGAAGGUGGCCUGAGAAUGGAGCUUCUCUUUUUCUUGGGAUAAUAGAUACAUCAACUUUUGCAAGAAAAUCUCUGUCUCUUCAACAGUGAUGUCCAGUGUGUGCUGCUGAGUGGUACAAAAGGAAAUAGUACUUGAUUCCUGUUAGAAACAGGAGUGGUAGAACCACAGUCUUCCCAGGCCGCAGCCUCUGUUUAUAGAAGCUUCUGAAUGUAGAAAAGCUGUUGAAUUUCAUUUAAAUGUAAAUAACCUUUUAAAAAGCGUGUGGAGUUAGCCAGUUCCCCCUAGUUAAUGGACAUAGGAAGACAUUUGCUGAAAUGGUAGGGUGGCCACUUUGUGACCAUGAUGUUGCAAGUUGCCCCCCCGGCAUGGUGAGUUGGCUUCCAGAGCUGUGGGUAGAGGACAUCGCCUCACAGCACUGAGGCACCAGCCGCUGCUUACCCAUCAGUGCAAGCAAAACAGCUACUGACUUUGUGUAGCAGGGAGAUUGGGGACUCGUUCCCUCGCCAAGUGUGACAGCCUGUGCAGUGUUGGGGGCUUACUUGGUAUCUGUUGGAGAAUGAGGUCCUGUCCUGCUUUCACCCAUGACCCAUCUAGCUUCAGCUGUAUCCAUUUUCUUCUGAGCCCAUCUUCCAUUGUCCUCAACGAGUUUCUUUGGUCUUUACUGAAAGAAGAUAGUAGAAAUUUAAAAGUUGAGAGAAGACUAGAAAUGGAACUGAUUAGAAGGGGAGGUUCAAGCUGUCAAUGCACAGACUUUUCAAAGAAGUUGUUUAUAUUUUCCAAUGGCAAAUUGCCCUUUCUGGAAUGUUCAGAGAUGAUGUGUCAUGGAACCUUCAAACAAGUCUCUUGUUCAGAUGAUAAUAGGUAGUGUCCUUUUAGUAUGCUGGUUGAUCUUUCAUAGCGUUAGUGUUUUGUUACUUAAAAAGGAAAUCAGCUAUAAAUAAAAUGUAUUUUUGUAA